AUGGACUCUGUCGCCCAUCGGCCAUGGGAGCCUGUCUCCUCGGGCCCUCAAACACCCGCCGCCUCGAAUCAAAAGUUACCCUCGAUUUCAACGUUAACCGCGAGUAUGGGCAACGUCAACCCGUCCGAGAAAUCCCCCGGCAACUCCUCCUUAAACACGAUUGAACGAGACUCGGGGAAUUGGUCAAUGCCGCAAAGCACAAGAUCCUCAACCUACUCAACCACGACCAAUGGGACCGGCAACAACUAUCCCUCCCUCACGUUCCUGACCUCGACCUCCCAACCCUCACCGAACCGCGGCCAUCCCGCGCCAGACCGGUCGCCGUACCCGCAUGAUCAAUCGACGACGCCUUCCUCGGCCGGCGCGCAACAACCCUCGCCCAGCUUCAACACCUCCCUACCGAACCCGGCGCUCCCUUCGAUUAACCAGAACUAUGAUGCACCUUCGCAACGAGGCAGUGUGGUCGAGGUACCAGAGUCGCGGCGGAGUAGCGUGGAUAGCCGUGUGAACCAAGGCAUCAGCUCGUUGCAAAUCAACCCGGCCUCGCCGUACCACAGCACAAACGCGUCGCAGUCCUCGAUCGUUUCAAAUCUACAACGGGAACGAGGAAUCUCAAAUGAUAUGAACUCAUACCGGGGGCCGCGGUACUCGGCGGGCAGCCAGCCUUUGUCUCCCUUGGGGCCUCGACCGGGCGAGCACCGAUCGUUUGCGGCCGGGAGGACGGCGCCUGCGAUCUCGUCUAACCCUCGAUCGGAGAUUUACAACGCCGAGGCACCCACGGCGGGUAUGGCCUAUGCUUUCCCAGAUCCCGACGUGGCUCGAUCGAGCUCCAUCUCAUCCACUGAGAAGUCCAACCCGCCGUUCUCCCGGAAAGGGAGUACGGCAGAGUCUCUCAGUAGCAUGUACUCCGAGCGCAUGCCGCGAGGACAACACGAACUACCCCCGAAUGUACACCACCACUCCUUGCAACACAAACAGGUUCGCGAUCUAAUUGGGGAAUCCGAGUCGGGCUCCGGCAACACCCCGUAUAGUCGAACACCCGAGCUGCGCGUCACACACAAACUUGCCGAGCGCAAACGUCGCAGUGAAAUGAAGGAUUGCUUCGAGUCUCUUCGCAACCGCCUCCCCCAAACCCAGAACAACAAGUCCAGCAAGUGGGAGACACUCAGCCGGGCCAUUGAAUAUAUCACCUCGCUCGAGAAAAACCUCGCCCAGGCGCGCCAUGAGAAUUCCUUGAUGCGCGCCGAGAUAGAGGAAAUGCGCGCUCAGUUCUCCCAACAACAGGGCCACGGCCCAUCGCGACCAGCCUCGAUAUUCGAACACCACCCGAUGGCGACAACCCCGACGAACGGACAGCCGCCAGGCCCGGCGUUUGGAGGGUUCGGGAAUGGGCCUAUGGCCCAGGAUCAACCACGGACGCUACCGCCGCUCAUGAAUGGAUCCUCGGCUCCGAUGCAGGGCAUUCAGUAUACUGAUGAGCGGCGGUAG
Molecule: messenger RNA, 1488 nt
Organism: Penicillium subrubescens
Lineage: Eukaryota; Fungi; Ascomycota; Eurotiomycetes; Eurotiales; Aspergillaceae
Exons: 3
Coding region: 1-1488 (495 amino acids)
Biological process (GO): positive regulation of transcription by RNA polymerase II
Cellular component (GO): RNA polymerase II transcription regulator complex
Molecular function (GO): protein dimerization activity; DNA-binding transcription factor activity
Source: RefSeq, a predicted model, not a curated record